CGUCUGCAAAAGAGUGAACUCAACUGCGCAUGCGUCGCUCAGCCUUCACUCACACAGCGGGCGAGGACCAGUGAGAAGAUGAGGACUCUGUGCUUAUUUGCGCUGGUUGCAGUGCUUGGUCUGGUGGCAGGAGAGGAAGGGGCCCGACUGCUAGCUUCCAAAUCCCUGCUGAACCGUUAUGCUGUAGAGGGCAGAGAUCUCACCCUGCAGUACAACAUCUACAACGUGGGCACCAGUGCUGCACUGGAAGUGGAACUCUCUGAUGACUCCUUCCCUCCAGAGGAUUUUGGCAUUGUCUCUGGAAUGCUGAAUGUAAAAUGGGACCGCAUUGCCCCUGCCAGUAAUGUCUCUCAUACUGUGGUGCUACGUCCUCUGAAGGCCGGCUACUUCAACUUCACUUCAGCCACUGUCAGCUACUUGGCCCAAGAGGGAGGGCAGGUUGUGGUUGGCUACACCAGCGCUCCUGGUCAGGGAGGUAUUCUGGCUCAGAGGGAGUUUGACAGACGCUUCUCACCCCAUUAUCUGGACUGGGCUGCAUUUGGUGUGAUGACCCUGCCGUCCAUCGGUAUCCCUCUGCUUCUCUGGUACUCCAGCAAGAGGAAAUAUGAUUCACCCAAGAGCAAGAAGAACUAAUAGUGAAAUGGGGUAAUUACAUGUGGGUUUGAGCUAUAAAAAAGGUUAUGGGCUGAGGAACUUGAAAUGGUGAUUUUUGGAAGAGAGAUUUUCAAUAAUAUUACCCAUAUUGGGGGUAAAGCAAUCAGUCAUGCAAGUUUUGGGCAUGUCUGGUUUUUUUGUUUUGUUUUUUGUUUUUGAGUGUGGAAAUGGUGGACUGGUGUAUUGUGUGACAGGAGUAUUGACAGUAGCAUUUGCAACCUUCAGGACUGACCACAGCGGCCAUUUGAGACUGCCGUCAACAGUUUGCCUAUGUUCCUUUUUUUUUUUGCUGUUGUAAUUAAUUGUUCAAAGGCAGAUUGUAUCUGGAGAACAUUGCUUCCUCUUCAUUUGCUGGUUUGAGAUUACCAGUGAAAAUAAACAAGUGGGUUUUACACAAA
Molecule: messenger RNA, 1052 nt
Organism: Colossoma macropomum (tambaqui)
Lineage: Eukaryota; Metazoa; Chordata; Actinopteri; Characiformes; Serrasalmidae
Gene: ssr2
Product: signal sequence receptor, beta
Exons: 6
Coding region: 79-633 (184 amino acids)
Cellular component (GO): membrane; endoplasmic reticulum
Source: RefSeq, a predicted model, not a curated record